GAUACUGAUCCUCCGCAUCAGCACAAGCAUCCGCAUCCUUACACAGCCUGAACACAGAACUCAGAGAGAGAGAGAGGGCACGGGCUAUUUUUUUUCACGUAUCUCCCUGACCCUCUCAAAAAACAUCCAAUUCAGACACUAACGGUUAGCGAUGGAGAGUUUGCUGGACAACCCCAUGAAAGCGGUGCUUUAUCUCAAAGAGCUGACGACCAUCGUGCAAAACCAACAGAGCCUCAUACAAACCCAGCGGCAGAGAAUCGACGAUCUCGAGAGGAAGGUGCAGGACCUUAUUGGAGAAAACCGGCGCCUGAGGGAUCCGCAUCAGCACCACCAGCAUCAGCAGCCUCAGCAUCAGCAUCCACCUCCUCCUCCACCGAGGAGCACCAGCCCAGCGCCACCAUCCGGGCCGCAUCCUCCACCGGUUGGAGCUCCGGGCCAGGCUCCGCAGCAUCACCCUCCUCCACCGGUUCAUCACCACCACCACCCUCAUCAUCAUCCCUCUCCGCCGCGACAGCUGCAGCUUGUGCCCGCUGCCCCACCGUGCAGCGCCGGUUCUCCUCCUGAGGAGCGAGAGGAGCGCGCGAGGAGCCCGCGGUGCAGGUCGCUGGUGCCGCAGCCGCCUGUGAGCCUCUGCCGUUCGGCCGGACUCGCCAGAAAAGCCGAAAACCAGACGGUGCUGCACCAGUUCUGCUGUCCUGCACCAGACGCUCCGGACGCUCCGGAAGCCGACUCUCAGGCCUGCGUACCCAGCAGUAAAGACACUCCCUCCGUUUCUCCCGAGGGCCCUGCGCCACCUCCGGAUGGAGACGUUUCUACUCCACCUGCUGAUGGAGGAGGGGGGGAUGGAGGAGGAGAUCCCGCGCGGGAGACUCCAGAGCCGGUGGUGGUGGUGGAGGUGGAAGUGAAGGAGAGAGUGAAUGAGAAUGAAGGAACGAAACCCGCAGCUGAGUCCUCCGAGCAGCAUCAGCAGCAGGAGAAGCAAGAGGAGAAGGGGAAGAAAGAAACAGAGGAAGAGGAGGCUGGAGGAGGGAGGGGAGGUGCAGGAGGAGGAGGCAGGAGACCCAGUCUGCACCACACCGCAUCCUCUCCUAUGAGGGUGCAAAGGAACGGGGCCUGCAGCCAUGCCAGCGCUUCUGACUACGAGCUCUCUCUUGACCUCAAAAACAAGCAGAUCGAAAUGUUAGAGCACAAAUAUGGGGGCCACCUCAUCUCGCGCCGUGCCGCCUGCAAAAUUCAGACGGCCUUCCGCCAGUACCAGCUCAGCAAGAACUUUGAGAAAAUCCGCAACUCUCUGCUGGAGAGCCGGCUUCCUCGCCGGAUCUCCCUGCGUAAGGUGCGUGUUCAGAAUGCCGAGGGUUUCUCAGCUGAGAGGGCGCUGGCCGAAGGCUGCUCUGUUGCAGGCAUUCCCCUGGUCCGGUCCCCAUCAUUGCCUGUUACCGUGGGUGGCAAUCUCACGGACCUGGAAGACUCCUUUACAGAACAGGUACAGUCACUAGCCAAGUCCAUUGAUGAUGCCCUUAGCAACUGGAGCAUGAAGACAAUGUGCUCUUUGCAGGAGGGAGGCACCUAUCAAUUUAGUACUGAAGCCUUUGGCACUGCAGGUGGAAAGCCUACAGUGGCUGUAACUGUUGGAGAGAGUGGUGCCCUAGAUCAGGCCACCCUCCAGAGUGGUACAGUGCUGGGAGACAAUGCAGACAACAUGCCCCGUAAUGCCAGCAAGCUAAUGAUGGCCUUUCGGGAUGUGACAGUGCAGAUUGAUAGUCAAAAUUUUCACAUGUCCUCUUCUGUCUUGGAGUCCUCCACAUCAGUGUCCCUUGGAAACUGUGUGCAACAGGGGGCCACAGUGACUGAGACCCCCAAACAAUCCCUUAUAGAUGAAACAAAACACCUAGAACCUCCUCCACCCCCCCAGGAACCAAUUCCCCCUCCCCCAGAGUCAGAUCUUGAAGAAAUCCCAGAGAGUGAUUUCCCAGCACCACCCCCCUGUGAUGAAGAACUUGUAGAGGAUCUACCACCUCUGGCCCUGGAGAAGACGGAGGCUCCAAUGCCAGAGGUUGCAUCCCCAGUGGAGACAGUAGAAGAGGCCAUUCCUACAGUGGGACAGACUCCAGUGGCCCCUACUGUAGAGGUUCUUGAGGCCAAGCGACAACUUUCAGACCCAGCUGACAACAGCUCAGAGCAAAUGAGCAGCAGCAGCACAUCAACAUCUGCCCGCUCAGCUUCUGAGGCCUCAUCCAAGGAAGCGCUGCAGACUAUGAUGCUCAGCCUGCCACGCUACCACUGUGAGAACCCAAGCAGCUGCAAAUCACCUACCCUUUCUACAGAUGUCAUGCGCAAACGCCUAUACCGUAUUGGUCUCAACCUCUUCAAUGUAAAUCCAGAUAAAGGCCUCCAGUUUCUCAUCUCACGAGGUUUCAUUCCUGAUACACCCAUAGGUGUAGCACACUUCCUGCUGCAGAGGAAAGGCCUGAGCCGCCAGAUGAUCGGCGAGUUUCUUGGCAACAGCAAGAAGCCUUUCAACAGAGAUGUCCUGGAUUGUGUGGUAGAUGAAAUGGAUUUCUCUGGGAUGGAGCUAGAUGAGGCUCUGAGAAAGUUCCAGGCUCACAUCCGUGUUCAGGGAGAGGCCCAGAAAGUGGAGCGGCUCAUUGAAGCGUUCAGCCAGCGCUAUUGCAUGUGCAAUCCAGAUGUGGUGCAGCAGUUCCACAACCCAGACACCAUCUUCAUCCUAGCCUUCGCCAUCAUCCUCCUCAACACAGAUAUGUAUAGCCCCAACAUCAAACCCGACCGAAAGAUGUUGCUGGAGGACUUUAUUCGCAAUUUGAGGGGUGUGGAUGAUGGAGCAGACAUCCCUCGGGACAUGGUGGUGGGCAUUUACGAGCGCAUUCAGCAAAGAGAACUACGGUCCAAUGAAGACCAUGUGACAUACGUCACCAAAGUGGAGCAGAGUAUUGUGGGAAUGAAGACGGUCCUCUCAGUCCCUCACAGAAGACUGGUGUGCUGUAGUCGUCUUUUUGAAGUAACCGACAUCAACAAACCCCAGAAACAAGCUUCUCACCAGAGGGAAGUCUUCCUUUUCAACGACCUCAUUGUGAUUUUGAAGCUGUGUCCAAAGAAGAAGAGCUCGGCUGCCUACACAUUCUGCAAAGCCAUGGGCCUCCUGGGGAUGCAGUUCCACCUGUUUGAGAAUGAAUACUAUCCCCAUGCGAUAACCAUCGUGUCUCCAGUCUCCGGCUCAGAUAAGAAGCAGGUCUUGAAUUUCUGUGCUCAGAGCUCAGAGGAGCUGCUCAAGUUUGUGGAGGACCUGAAGGAGUCCAUCGCUGAGGUGACUGAAAUGGAGCAGAUACGCAUUGAAUGGGAGUUGGAGAAGCAGCAGGGAGCCAAGACACUCCCUUCUAAGAACAAUGGCACCCAGCUGGAGCUUCGUGGGAGACAGAGCUCUCCAUCGGGCAAAAAUGAAGCAGACACAGCACAGCCGAGUGGACACAGUGCGGUAGAGGUGUCAAUUCACAACAGGCUUCAGACGUACCAGCUCAGUGCAGUGCCAACCCCAGAGAGCGCCGCCCUUCUUAACCAGCGAGGGGAGCUGUGCCAGGCGCUGUGUGCCAGCCCUGUGCCCUCGUACCCCCACCAGCGACCCGACACGCUCAUCCAAUGCCAGCAGAUUGUCAAGGUCAUCGUGCUGGACAAAGGCGGCCACGGGCGUGUCGAAGCCCUCCUCGGUCAGAGCCCCACCCACCAGCUUAUCUCUUCACCUGAUGGGGGCGGAGCCCAGCGGGAAAAGGAUGGUUCUCAGCCUCCGCUACCUCCGCCUCCUCCACCAUACAACCACCCUCAUCAGUACAUCCCUCCUGACCCCCGCUUAACUCUGCAUAGGACCCUGAGUGGCUCUCGAAGUAUUGUCUAGAGCUAAAAAAUACCUUGGAAAAAAUAUAGAUAACCUUCAUGUGCUUACCAUUUGUGUAUAUAUGUAAACAUACAGAGAAAUAUAAUGGAAAGAAAAAAGAAAAAUGCAUAUAUAAAUACAUAUAUUUAAGGUAAAAGAAUUAAAAAAAUAAUAAUAAAGAAGUAUGUACUUUAUUAACUUUGCAGAUAUGUGAAAUAACAAUGACAUGAAAAGAAAAAUUUACUUGAUUCAAGCAGAUUUUGAAAAACAAAAUGUAGUUUUAAAAGAUUUCUUUGUCACUUUGGACUCUUACAGGUUGUACAAGUCAUUAUUUGGAAGAAUUUCUCUGGUAUUUUUAGAGCUAAAUGAGAAAAGGAAUUAAGAUCAAUACACUCCAAAACAGUCUAAUUCCACAAUGACAGCCUGUCUCUGAGCUAGAUCUGAUUUAUUUUAGUCUUUUAUUACAUUACCGUAAAACCUGUUGUGUGUAUGUGUGAGCACUAAACUGAUGGGUGAUAUAUGUGCCAAAAUAAGAAAAAAAAGAAUAAUUGAAAACAUUUUAACUGCAAUAUUUUUUUCUCAAGCUCUGUAUGUGGUCAUGUGUCCACAUUGUGCUCUUUUGAAUGGGGACAUACACCAAUCCACCAAUUGUUAUUGCUCAACAUGUCAGAAAAUACGCUUAAUUCUCCUGCUUUAAGCUGAUCACAAACAGUUGUCUGGAACUCUUUCCAUCUGCUCUCUUGCUCAGGAACUCCAGAACGUAUAUGAACAUGUAGCAUCUCAGAAAGUAAGUGGCACGAACAAAGAGGACUUCUUAAUCCCAGCUUCCCUUUUGGCACACAUGGAUAUCUGCUUGGCAUUCUGUGAUCCAGUUUGAAAAACAGCAUAAUGACUUUGACUGUUUCUUUGACACCAAUUUCAUUGCAGCAGCACUUACUAGAUAUAUUAAACCCUUACAUCUAUUGGACCUGAAGUUCACUUAGCGUCACUGUUUGUUUUCCUCAGUAUAACUCUGUUCACAUUUCGAUGUAAGCAACACUUAAAAUAAGCUGUGCAUUUUUGGGACAAAACACUUGAAUUUUAAUGGUUGUUUCCUGUUUGUUUAGUCUCAUAUGAGAUGGAUGUCGAAAUGGGGAUAAAAAAAAUAAGUUUUGUUUUGUACUAUAUGUAUAUAUCAUAUUCCGAGUCUGAAUAGGGUACUGAAACUGUUUGGGUCUGGUAAAUGUUAACGGUCUUUGAUCUGUCUUCAUCUUAGACAGGUCAUUUUCUGUUUAGUCUGGAAGUGUAUUAAUCAUGAGCACCAUCAAUAUGUCUUGAAUAGGUGUUCGUUUUCAGCUCCCCUGUCCUCUUAUCAGGCCAAGAGGUUCGUUUAUAAUUACACUGCUGCUGUUCAGAGCUCCCUAUCUGAUUCAGUCUCCCAUGUUUCAUUCCACACACAUUUCCAUGCAAGGUAUUGGAAAUGAGACCGAGCGAAUCUCUUUGGAGCUGUCUGUAGUGUGAGUUGAUUUACUGGCCCUGGCUUGUUGAUUGGAUAGCGUCAGACUGCCUAUUCCCAUCUCUAUCACCUCUACCACCCUACCUAUCCACACUUAUCUAAAAAAAAAAAAAAAAUGUACCAAAUGGACCUCUGUCCUUUAUCAAGGAGAACUCCAUCCACACUUACUCCACCUAGUUUAAAGUUGUAGAUGAGGACAUUGCUUCGGAGAUAGGAAUUUUUUCUAAAAUUAGCUUUAAAAAAUUAGAUGCGGCUCUGCAGCCUUCAAAACAUAAAGCUCCCCCAAGUUGAACCGCUUUUUCCCUGUGUAUGAAAUAUUGAAUGAAUGACAUUCAUUUUUCAGGAGGUAAAAACCUCCUAAUAAACUCUGCACAACUCUUUGCUUCCCUGAGUGUAUAGUGCCUGAAAGAUAUAACCACGCUAUAUGUGCUUAUAGGGUAUAAGAUGUUUAGAUAUAGUCACAGCAAAUGCAGCCAAAGGCUAUGAUGCUAAAGCUAGCUCUGGAUUUGACUGAUACAGAAAGGGCUAGUACACUGAGUACUGUAGCUGCCUUUAAAUAACACUGACGUCUGCAUCGGGCUAGCAGGGUGUGCUAACGGGGCUCUGACAUUAGAACCAUGUUUUCCCAUUUGCUUUGACCCAUUUUCCUCUCUGUAUGUGUGUUAUCUACAUGCUAUUGAAAUUAAAAAUUUCUGUAUCUACA
Molecule: messenger RNA, 6081 nt
Organism: Hemibagrus wyckioides
Lineage: Eukaryota; Metazoa; Chordata; Actinopteri; Siluriformes; Bagridae
Gene: iqsec3a
Product: IQ motif and Sec7 domain ArfGEF 3a
Exons: 14
Coding region: 152-3904 (1250 amino acids)
Biological process (GO): actin cytoskeleton organization; regulation of ARF protein signal transduction
Molecular function (GO): guanyl-nucleotide exchange factor activity; protein binding
Source: RefSeq, a predicted model, not a curated record